Messenger RNA from Mesorhabditis belari, 2163 nucleotides. Lineage: Eukaryota; Metazoa; Nematoda; Chromadorea; Rhabditida; Rhabditidae. The record is from the annotation of a GenBank genome assembly.
AUGGGCGCGCCGGCGCGCACUUUUGGCGUCCUAGCCGGGAUAUUCUUCUUUUUGGCGUGCCUUUUCCUUGUCGGGCUUAUUUAUUUCUAUUUCACGAAACCGCCGGAGGUUUGCCUUACACCUGGAUGCAUACAUACAGCAUCGGUCAUUUUAUCUUCAAUGAACGCCUCAGUUGAUCCGUGUCAAGAUUUCUAUGCGUACGCGUGUGGACAAUGGAUAAAAGGACAUCCGAUUCCCGAUGAUGCGCCAUCUGUAUCGAAUUUUGAGAAUCUCGGACAAGAUCUCGAGUUUGCGUUGAAAGAACUACUCGAGGCUCGCGAUGACACCAUUCAACCAGACAGCGCUGUCAAUAAAGCAAAGAUCUUCUAUCAGCAAUGUUUAAAUGAAAGUGAAAUCAGCGAAACGUGGCGGAGUACUUUUGAUGAGGUCAUGAAAUCGUUUGGUGGAUGGCCGAGUCUCGAAAAUGGAAACAUCGACGAGAAUACUUCUGUUGAACGAUUAUACGCAAGAAUGGUCGCGAAAUUCCGUGCCGAUUCCCUCUUCAAAGCCACCGUUCAACCAGAUGACAAAAAUUCGGAGAAACACGUUCUUUUGGUUGAUCAACCGGCACUCAAUCUGUUUGCUCGCGAUUUCUACAUCAUGGCUGAGAAUGAAGAACGAUUAGCAUACGUCACAUUGAUCAGAGAUGUUUUGGUUCAUCUACAUGCCCGACCAGAGAUCGCUAUUCGAGAUGCUAAAGAGAUCAUCGAGUUUGAGACGGAUUUAGCGAAUAUCACAAUGGCCGACGAGCAUCGUCACGAUAUCGCCGAAUUGUACACAAAGCUCAGCAUCGGUGACAUGCGACGCCGUUUACCCAACUUUAACUGGCUUCUUUUCUUCAAUUCGGUUUUCGAUGAUAUCAAGAUGAAAAACGGUACCCCAAUCACUUUCAACUACGAAACGGAAGUCGUUGUCUAUGGAUUGGAAUUCUUGGAGCGUUUAGAUAAACUCUUACCGAAGUAUACAAAAAGACGAAUCGUGAACUAUUUGGAGUGGUGUUGGUUUUUCAAAACGAUGCUCCGAGAUUUACCCGAUCCUUUUGCGUUAACGAUUUUCAAAUUCUAUAAAACUCUUAAUUUGAUGAAUGUACAAAAGGUUCGAUGGCAUGGCUGUGUCACGAGAAUCAACUCACUCAUGCCUAUGGCCACAUCGUCCAUUUACGUCAAAUAUCAUUUCGAUCAUGACUCAAAGCAACAGGUAGAGGAAAUGAUUUCAUUGAUUAUGGAUGCUUUCGUUGACCUUCUACUUCACGAAGACUGGCUUACUCCGGAGACGAAAACUUUCGCAAAGCAGAAGGUGGAGACGAUGAAGCAAAAGAUUGGCUACCCAGAGUACUUAAACGAUGCUCAAGCUGUGAACAAAGAGUACAAUCAGUUCAAGGUCUAUGAGAGUAACUAUUAUAAGACGAAAUUUCAAUUCUACGAGCAAUAUCAACGGGAUGUUCUGGAGAGAAUCGUUCAACCAGUCGACAGGGAAAGAUGGGUUGCCGGCGCAGCACUUGUCAACGCCUUCUACUCGCCAAACACUAAUGAAAUCAUUUUCCCAGCUGGCAUUCUUCAACCCGUUUUUUAUUCAAAAGAUUUCCCAUCAUCGAUGAAUUUCGGUGGAAUCGGAGUCGUCAUUGGACACGAGAUCACUCACGGUUUUGAUGAUCGAGGUCGACUGUACGACAAUCUUGGAAACAUUCGUCAAUGGUGGGACAAUCAAACAAUCGCCAAUUUCGAGCGGAAAGCCGAGUGCAUUGAGGCCCAGUACAGCAGCUAUGUCCUUGAACAGAUCCAGAUGAAAAUCAAUGGAAAAUCGACGAAAGGAGAGAACAUUGCCGACAACGGAGGACUCAAACAAGCAUAUCGAGCCUGGAAACGUUACGCAAAAUCUCGUCCAGCUCCACCUCAAUUGCCCGGUGUUAAUCUCACUCAUGAUCAACUUUUCUUCUUAAAUUAUGCUCAAAUUUGGUGUGGUACGAUGAAUGAUAAAGAAGCGCUGAGAAAAUUGAGAACUUCUGAGCAUUCACCCGGCCCGAUUAGAGUGAAAGGUCCACUCUCGAAUUCGCUCGAUUUCGCGAAAGCUUAUCAAUGCUCGCCCGGGACUCCGAUGAAUCCCAUAGAAAAGUGCCGAGUUUGG